Molecule: messenger RNA, 3413 nt
Organism: Trichosurus vulpecula (common brushtail)
Lineage: Eukaryota; Metazoa; Chordata; Mammalia; Diprotodontia; Phalangeridae
Product: glutathione S-transferase theta-4-like
Exons: 6
Coding region: 1-753 (250 amino acids)
Biological process (GO): glutathione metabolic process
Cellular component (GO): cytoplasm
Molecular function (GO): glutathione transferase activity
Source: RefSeq, a predicted model, not a curated record
AUGGUGGGAACACAGGCACUGGGUUGCCAUUUGGAUGCAAUACCUGCUGAAUUCUCUUGCAACAAGAGGUGUUUGUCUUUCGAGUCUACUGGAUUUUGUGCUGUCUGUAAGUGUGCACACAUUUCACGUGCUGAUGGUCAACAGCACAGUAAAGAAUUUGAAGCUAUCAGUGUCCUGAGGAAAGUUCCUGUGCUCCGAGAGGGAAGCUUCAUCUUGAACGAGAGUGUGGCCAUCCUGUUAUACCUGACCCGCAAAUACAGCACCUCCAUCUACUGGUACCCGCCUGAUAUGCAUAUUCGGGCCUCCAUUGAUGAAUACAUGGCCUGGCAGCAUGAAGGCAUACAUAUUAUCAUGGAAAAGAUUCUAUGGACAAAGUUGCUGAUCCCAAUGAUUACGGGGCAGGAAGUGCCAAAGGAGAGGAUGGAUGAUAUACUGAAGCAAGUACAGACCAAGAUCCAGUUGUUUUGCGACCACUUCUUGAAGGAUAAGCCAUUUAUAACAGGGGAGAUCAUUUGUGUGGCCGAUCUGAUGGCUGCUGUGGAGAUGAUGCAGCCAGUGGGUGCCAAUUAUAAUAUCUUCCUUGGCAAACCCAAGCUCAACGCAUGGCGCCUGCGAGUAGAGAAAACCAUAGGCUCCAGACUCUUCCAGGAGGCUCAUGAGAAACUGCUAAAAAUCAACAAAUGGGAUCCAUCCGUUUUAAAGCCCAGUGUGAAAGAAAAGAUCCUUAACAUGAUGCAGAGUAUAACCGAAUGAAUGGAGAAAGUCGUUUUAACAUGGGCAGGUCCUCUGGGAGCGGGAAGACCUUGGUUGGCUGGAGGGCUUAGGGGUAUUGUCCAGAUCCUAAAGACUAUGGUAGUCCCAUCCUUCUCUUAAUAAAGAGUUGGUGUCUGGGCUACAACCCAGUGAGGAGUCUUGGCCUUUGCUAGCAGGCUUCUCCAUGUAGCAUCACCUAGGGGUCUCAUCUGACAAUUGAACUUGGGGAGGGUCAUUUAGGAGUAAUAGAAAAGAUAGGAGAAGUGGAGGGAAUAGCAGGACUCCUCCAAGAACUGACUGGUUCCCUCCUUCAAGAGGAAAGGCCACACCUAGCUGGUGAGAGAUUUGAUUUAAAUCACCUGAGUAACAACAAGAAGAAAACAGUGGGGGUAAUAGAGCUUGUGGGUAGGAAAUAAGCAGAGUGUGCCUAUCCUGGCAUCUCCAGAAGAGGCCAAGUGAGCCCCUCCCCUCCCUGCUCUUUCCAGAAGGAGUUCCCAAAGGUUCCCAGCACAAGAUGUGAAUGCUCCCAUCAUCCUAGAUUGUUGCUCUGUUCAAACGAGAUUGGUGAUGACAGUUGGUUCCUGUGUGUUUAAUUAUCAUGCUUAGGCACAGGUCUCCCAAAGUGAUCUAUCCAACCCUAUUCCCUCUCUUAAGCUAAAUGUUGCACCACCAUCUACCAUAUCCUAGACUUCUCCACCUGGAGGUUCUGCAGACAUCACAAAGCUCAGGCCAGUCCUCAUCCCCACCACCCCACCUCUGCUGUUGGCAUCCCUCUCAAUUUGCCCUCUAUUUCCUGUUUGUUCACAUGUUAUCCACCUGAAGGAACAUAUGCUCCUAUGGGACAAGAAUUGUUUGAUUGACGUCUUUGGCAACUAGGUGGAAUUGUGCGUGGAACUUGGAGUCAGGAAGAUCAGAAUUUGAAUCCUGCCUUACACACUAGCUGUUCGUUUGACCCUUAGCAAAUCAUUUAACUUUGCCUUGGUUUUCUCACCUACGAAAUGGAGGUAAGAAUAACUCCUCCAAGGAUGCGGAUCAAAUGAGAUAUUUGCAAAGAUAAUAUUUCUAAAGGCUUUACAAACCUUAAAGGGCUACCUAAUUGCUGGCUAGAUAAAUAGCUAGCUAGCUAGCUAGCAGUAGUAGUAGUAGUAGUAGUAGUAGUAGAAGCAGCAGCAGCAGCAGCAGCAGGACACAUCAUAGGAUCUUGCCCAGAGUAGGCACUUAAUAAAUGUCUUGUUGAAUUCAAGUUAAUUGAAGUGGGUAGUAAUUGCCUACAACAACAUAUCCAAGAGACAAUAAUUCAUUGAAGGAUUCUUGCAUGCUCAAGGAUUUCCACUGUAAUGGGGCACUGUUUCUUUGGGGAGUGGCCAAGGUCCUUCAGGCCUACAUCUCUUCUCUCCCUUUUUUGCACCUCUCAAAGAACUCAUCCCUGGGAUAUUCUUGGGGACAGGCUCUUUUAAAGUCAUGUGAAACAUUACUCCAACUACCAUCCCAACUACACACAGAGAUAGGUGUUGUUGCAAAAUACAGAACAUGGUGCUCCAUGCUUUAUAUAUGUUUGCUGACCAAACUAAGCUGAAGUUCCCUCUGUAUCAAGCAGAGUCUCAAGUUGUAACAGCAUUUGAUUGCCCAUAGUUGCCUUCUUGGGUGGUACCUUGGUUGCUUCCAAGCAGCUGCCAGGCUUUCUCAAGACAUACUCCCACCUUCACCAGCCCUAAGCACAUUUUCCAUGCCUUUGUCAGGGAUGGCUUCAACAUUCUGAUUCAGGAUGCAGGGCAGGAAAAAAUAUAAUUAAUAAAUAUUAAGUGCCUACUAUGUGCCAGGCACCGUUCUAAGCCCUGGAAGCUCGUAAAGAGGCCAAAGACAUUUCUUGCCCUCAAGGAGCUUACAACCUAAUGGAAGAGAAUCCUGGAGUACUUAUUCCCCAUUAACUCACCCCUGCAGCCAGGGUUAUACCAAGGAACUCCAAACUAUUAGAACCCGAGAGGUGCCAGCCCCCUGAGGACUAUUAGAGCCAAUGGCCCUUUUUUGAGAACUAUUGGUUCAUAUUCUUUAGCCACUCAUUUAUUGAGGAAAACCUCUUGGUCUUGUAUUAUUUUCCUAUAUAUCUUGAAUAUCAGAGCCUAGCACCUGUGACUUAUCCCCCAAUAGACUCCAAGUUCCAUUAAUGCAAAGACCAUAGUUUAUAUCAACUUUAUUUGUCCCCUACAACCUAUAACAAUUCUCUAUAAACAGCAGGAACUUAAUAAAAUAAUUGCCCAAAGGAACUGAGUCAAAGGGUUUUGAAAAGAAAUUUUUGCAGGCUUUCCAGUGAUGUAAAACAUUUUUUCUGUAAACACUAAUAAUGCCUUUUCCCAGAUGGCAGAGGUGGGACAGGGACAUGAUGGAGAAUUAAGGCAGUGUAGGUGGUGGGAAAGAGAAACCUGGAAAAGCUAAUUGAUGUUAGGUCAAUAAUAUACUAAGUAAAUACUAUUAUAUUAAUAACCAAUUAUUAAUUCUGAUCUACCUUUUCUCCCUUCUAUUUUCUGUAAUGGCCCAAUUCCUGUUAAGAUCAGUCAGUCUCUGAAGGGCAUUGCUUUCAAUUUUGGGUCAGCCCCCAUCUAACUAGAAGACCUAAUUUCUGUCUAGAGUAUAAAGAGAAUCCAGUUUGAGCUAGGAAGGAA